This is a messenger RNA of Mus caroli (Ryukyu mouse), 833 nucleotides long. The record is from RefSeq and is a predicted model, not a curated record. Lineage: Eukaryota; Metazoa; Chordata; Mammalia; Rodentia; Muridae.
GUUGACAGGUCAGAGUCUGGAAAGUGGAGGAAUGAAGUCCACUGCCAUCUGAACAGAAAGACUUUUUUUCUCUACAAGGAUAAUAAGUGUCAUUCCAUUGGUGCUCAUGAGAACAGCAUGAAUGCCACAAACAUCUGUGAAAAACAGCUUGACACUCUGAAACAUGGAAUUGACAUUUUGAAAGAGAUGAUACUUCAAGGGUUGAAGGAAAAGGUCAACGCAAUCAGAGUGCCCCUCACUCUGCAGGCUGAGAUGUGUGGCCAGUAUGAAGUAGACAAACAUUUCACAGGAUAUGCUAUUAUUAGCCUCAAUGGAAAGAACAUGUUCCAUGUUAACACAAGCACUGGCAACUGGACACAACUGGAUCCUAGAUUCAAGAAGAUUAUAGAAAUGUGGAAGAAAGACAAGGUUGUAGCUGCCUUCUUAGAGAGGACUAUAGAGGGCGACUUCAGGACCUGGCUUGAUGAGCUCAUGUUGCACUGGAAAGAACAUCUGGAGCCUGCAGAACAAACAAAGCAAAGAACAAAAAAUCCAUUCAUUCAACUUGGCCACUCUACUUCACCACAAUCCAGUGUAUGUGACACUAUGAUUCAAUGUCUCUGUCCUCUGAAGUUGAAGUCACCUGUGUUUAUGCAGAUUGACCUGCAGUCCUCAACACCACCUCUGUUGGAUGACUCUUUGACAUUGCCUGAGACGUGUUCGGUAAAGAAAGAAGAUAAAUUUCUGACAGCAUCUCAGAAUUCUGUGCUGUUGACUUCAGACGAUAUUGGUGGGAACCCAUGAGACUGAUGGCCGACAGAACCUCAAGCGCCAGGACAUCAGAGUGCACUAGG